AUGGUGUGGAUUGCGGCGUCGCACAGAGAGUUUGCAUUGUUGACGGGCACUGCUGCAGUUUCCUGGCCAAUUCGCGUUGUAAACGUCGAUCCCCGAUUGUUCGGCGACAGCGACAUCGACAUCGACAUCGACAGCGACGGCGACAGCGACAGCGACGGCGACGACGAUAGCGACAACCCCAGCGCCAGUCGCGGCCUUGCGGCGAUGGAAGAGGAGCGCACCAUCACGCUGGACCUGGGGUCGUCGCCCGAUCCGCUGAUCGAUCCCGUCCUCAGCCCGCCCAUGAUGCCGCCCUCGGCCAUCAAGAAGAAGACGCAGGCGGCCGAGCGGCUGGUGACCGCGUUUGCACCUCCGUCACCGAGAAAGCAAACUUUCGAGCUCGAUGUCGGCGACGAGCGGACCCCACAGCGACUGCUUGUCACGGUCGAAGCCGAGAGCGGAGGGCCGCGCAGCACCACUCGCCGUCUCUUCCAGUCGCCCACGCCGAAGCAACGACGGUUGACGCCCCGGAGGGAGCCGAAAACGAUGGUCACAACGACGACGGUACCCCUGCGCGGCCUGAGCGACGACGAGGGCGUGACACCGAGGAGGAGGGGCCGCCCACGCAAGUCGGGCACCCCGACGACAACGCGGCGCAAACGGCCCGGGACACCGGCCAAAGUGUUGCGGAAGAGCACGGGACGCGCCUCUGCAUCCCCCGAAAAGGUCGUGUCUACGUUGGACACCGGGAUCGAGACGACGCCGCGGCCCGGCGCACAAAGAGCUACGAAGCGGAAGGCCACAUCUCCGGCGAAGGAGGACAACGGCGGCGCGCCGGGGAGCCAGCCGCGCAAACGGGGUCGGCCAAGGAAACAAACGAGCACGGCGGAUGACUUGGCGCGUCUGGGGCAGGACAUCUUCCGGGAGCCCGGCGACAACAGCGAUGCUCCGACGGCACCCGCCCAGAGCCAACCGGCCAGCGACAUGCAAAACGACGACGGCUACGGCGACGACGACGAUAUCUGGCUCGCGACCCUGUCCGACCAGCCCACUCCCCUCCCCCUCCCCCUCCCCCCCGCAAGACAGCAGGAACCGGCCCGGGACCGCUCGUCCGAGAUUCCCGUCGGUGACCGGUCCGCCGAACCAGAGCCCCAACUCUCACGGCGCGAGCCGGAGCCGGAGCCGGAGCCGGAGCCGGAGCCGCAGCAAGAACCGCAGCGGUAUCAGUACGAUUGGCCGGACUUGGGCGGCGGAGGGGCCGAUUCAUACAGCGAGGCAGGGUCUUUCGCAAGCGACCAGGACGACGAUCGGGAGGGGUUCGAGGAUACCGUCAUGGCCGAGGAGUUUACCAUGAUCUCGAUUCGCUCCCUGCCUUCGAUGCAGCCGAACUCGAGCGUCGUGGCGCCGGCGAAUGAGGAGCUUGGCGAGGCGACGAGCCUCAUCAUCAACGGCGCGUUAGAGUCCCUCAGGCAGAGCCGCAACAGGUCCGCAGAGGAACAGCAACCUCGCGCCGAGCCGACAAAUCCUGCCCCUGCCCCUGCCCCUGCCCUUGCCCCUGCCCUCAUCCAAGCGCAGCGAAGCGGCGGCGCGGAAACGGCAGAGUCCCCGGUUCAGCAAUACCAACCGCGCCGGGACGCGCAGCAACAGCAGCAGCAGCAGCAGCAGCAGCAGCCCCCCAGCUCGCCGCAGCCCGUGAGGCGAAGCCCCCGCAGGACGACAGCCCAGCCCCUGGCCAGGCAGUUGACUCUCAAGAGCCGCGAGCAAGCUGCUCGACAGUCACCGGCACCAGCACCAGCACCAGCACCAGCACCCGACCAGCACCCGACCACCGCCCCUCGCGCGCCGGCUCCCCGCCGGUCCCCCGUCGAUAACGAGCCCCGAGACGCGGGCGCCUACGAGGACUCCUUCUCCGAGAUACCCGAGGCCGUCCUCGCGGCCGCGACCCCCCGGCGGCCAUACCGCCAGCAGCAACAGCCGGCGCCGGCGCCGGCGCCGGCGGAUGAGCAAGCCCAAGACAUCCAGCCGUCCAUUGAACGGCCCUCAAGAGUGAACCACUCCAACCCCCAAUCUGAGACGAAUAGGCUGUUGACUCCUGAUGAGACACCAUCUCCCAUCCCCUCCGACGCCGAGACGCGCGAACCACAACAACACGAACAACAACAACAACAACAACAACAACAACAACAACAACGACAACAACAACCACCCAACCCGACGGGGGCUUCUUCCGCUGAUGCCGACCUGCCGUCCUCCCCGCCGAUCGAGAGCCCCGUGCUCAGCCAUGCCGUCGAGCAACUCAUUCGCCGCAACUCAACCGAGACGCCGGCCGACCAGCUCUCGUCCUUCGCUUCGUCGAACGCCCCCGCCCGAGACCCCAACCCCCUCCACCUCCCCGCGCCCGAGCAACCCCAGCGCCGACCGACCCUCUCCCCGAUCGUCCGCGCCGGACCAUCCUGGGGGAGCCCGUUCCGGGGCUCCGUGUCCAAGUCCAGCCAGUCACCCGCUCCAGUCGUGGCCCCAGUCGCUGUCGCCGCCGCCGCCGCCGCCGCCGCCCCGGCAGCCGAACAGGGAUCCGAGUCCGCAUCCCGACCUCGAGACGAUGCCGCGGCCGCGUCUCCGUCCGCGUCCCCGUCCCGGAGGUGGCUCGCGCCUGUGCAACAUGUGCGGGACCUCAUCGUGCGAAGCGCCCGGUCCCUGUCGCCGGCGCGCGUCUCGGUCUCCGGCACAGAUCACAUGGACGACCCGUUCGGCCCGGAUCCCGGCGAGCUGGCCGGAUCCGGUUCCCAGCGCACCACCUUGUUUAGCGGUCCCGGGAAGCAGGCCAACGGUCGGAAGGCCGCCGCCGCCGCCGCCGCCGGCGGUUCCAGCUCACCCAGUGCCAGCCCGGCCCCCGACGAGGACAGGAUGAGCUGGCUGGCCGAAGGGAGCCCUGCUGGCGGCGGUGGUGGCGGUUCGCCAAGGCCCGCGUCCCGCGACCUGAGCAGCACCGUCGCCGCCUCCGCCUCCUCAAGCGGGCCGGCGGGUGAGCAGGGCGACUGGCCGAGAUUUGCAACGUCGGAAGUCUCUCCCAGGCCACGCCCGGUUUCCGAUCGCCAGCCAAGCUUGUUUGAGAGAGAGCAGCAAGACCCGGAGAAGCAAAAGGAGCAGGAAGUUGAAGAGGGGGAGGGAGAGGGAGAGGAAGAAGAGGAUAUCUGGGCUAUCGAAGCGCAGCGACCUACUCCAUAUGCGCCGAGGUAUGGUCUGGCUCGGCAGGAGUCGCAACCAGAUCCGCCCCUGAGAGGCAAGAUGCCGAGUCCAUGGGGCCAAAAUAGUCGCCGCCCACUGGUGAACAAUCGCGAGUCGGAGCGGAAUCCGGUGUCUCAGAGAGCAUCUGGAUGGGCGCCCCCAACUAAUGAGGAAGAGGAAGAGCCCAGUCUGGUUGCUCAGAACCGGAGGGAGCGAGUGCCCCGCUUCCGUGCUCAAAGGAACGCAACGUCGGGAGAAGGGGACGAGGAAGAGUUCAGCUUGCUGUCUCAGAACCGCCAGAAGCAGACUCCGGCGCCAACAGCCAAACAAGCGCAAGCGAAGAAGCCGGACCUGCUGGACUUCUUCUCGUCCCCUGCUGUUCUCCCUGAUCUGGGGCAGGGCUCCCCCGGUGUUGGCUCCUCGAUGGCACCGGGCCCCGCGAGAGACCAGCAGGCCAAUCCUGUGGCUCAACCGCCAACGAUACCUCCUCAGCGGCCGCGCCCAUCAGGCAACAGCUUGUUUGCUCAGUACAUCCAGCAGCAGUCGCAGACACAAACACGGCUGCCUUCGGUGGCUCAGAAGAAGCAGCAACUCGAGAUCGGGACGCGCCACAGGAGCGUCGAUUUGUUUUCGCCCGCGCGAGAGAGCGUUGAGCGAAGCAGCCCACAACAAGCGCCGGCGUCUACUGCGCGGUCCAGCUCGCCACGAAGCCUCGAGGGAUCCGCUCCAGCGCGUGUCCCAGAACCGGCCAGCUAUGCGUCGGGUUCGCUGCCAGCCGAGAGCGCUAGAAGGUCGGACGCUUCUGUCCCACGAACGGCUUCUCCGGAAAGCCCGGCGGAGACCGGUUUCGGCCAUAUUCCCCAGAAAAUGAACUUUACUCCUCGCCGGCGGGGAGAGAGUAACAACAGUCUCUUCCAACCCAAGCCGGUGGCCCCGGCCAGUUCGCUCUUCGGCAACAGCCAGGUCGCGGCUUUCUUCUCGCGGUCCUCCUCCCGCCCGCAACCGCAGCGGCCGCCAGCGCGAUCGUGGGAGGAAGAGAGAGAGGACGACAACAACAGGGAUGACAGCAAUGAUGAGGACGAGAACGAGAACGAGAACGAGGACAGCGAGGGGGAGCCCAGGUCUGCUCUGCCGGCGUCCAAGCUGCAGCCGCACCGUGCCGCGUCGCCCACGAAGUCGUGCAUCCGCUCGCCACUCAAGCCGAAAACGCCCGGCCGCGUGGUAGAGUUCACCAGCAGCACCCUUUCUCCGCUUGCCCAGGCGCAAGCCCGGGCCGAGCGGCGGGCAAGCACGUCUCCAGACAAGGAGAAUAACCCUCCUCCAAAGGUUCCCCGCGGGAUCGCCGGCGCCGCUCCGGAAGGGAACAACAACACGACCCAGUCUUCCCCGCCGUCCCCAUCCCCAUCCCCAUCCCUAUCUCCCUCGCCCUCAUCCUCCCCAUCACCUUCACCCUCGCCCUCUCCCUCGCCCUCACCCUCGCCGCGCAGAAGCUACUCCACUACCAACUUCUCUUCGGCCACUACGGCCUCCCAUCAGAAAGAAGCGCCACCCAUCAGCACCAGACAAUCGUCAACAUCGGCAGCAGCAACAAUAGCAACAACAACAACAACAACAACAACAACAACAACAACAACAACAACAAUGACGCCACCCCUCGAACCGCUGUCCCGGACCACGACGUGGUCCCGCGCCCACUGGCUCCGCCUCGACGAGCUCCUGCAGGCCCGCAAGCGGGGGCCCCUCGAGCUGCAGCGCCAGCUCGCCCGCCACCACCACCGAGACCGCCGUCACCGGCCCCCCCGCUCCUCCUUCUCCUUCUCCUUCUCGUCCACCAACCGCGGUGGUGACGACGGCGACAGCACCUGGCGGCAGCGGUUGCUGGGGAAGCAGGUCACGGCGCAGGGGGAGCGGAUGGAGAUCGAGGGGUGGCACCUGGACGUGGUCGAGGGGUUCUUGGCCGAGGUGCGCAGCGGCGGCGGCCGCGGCGAUGGUGCUGCUGGUGAUGCUGCUGGUGAUGCUGCUGGUGAUGCUGCUGGUGCUGCUGCUGCUGGUGGUGACGGCUGGGACGAGGCGCAGAUCGUCAAGAGGGUGUUUGCUCUGCUCGUCGGGGAGGAGAGACGGCGGCUGGGGCUGGUCCCCCCUAGGAGGGGGGAAAAAUGA
Messenger RNA from Thermothelomyces thermophilus ATCC 42464, 5364 nucleotides. RefSeq lists its product as uncharacterized. Lineage: Eukaryota; Fungi; Ascomycota; Sordariomycetes; Sordariales; Chaetomiaceae. Bases 1 to 5364 code for a protein of 1787 amino acids. The transcript is spliced from 3 exons. Gene Ontology annotation, molecular function: DNA binding. The record is from RefSeq and is a predicted model, not a curated record.